Messenger RNA from Salvelinus fontinalis (brook trout), 4066 nucleotides. Its product is annotated as mucin-2-like. The transcript is spliced from 23 exons. The record is from RefSeq and is a predicted model, not a curated record. NCBI's taxonomy places the organism in Eukaryota, Metazoa, Chordata, Actinopteri, Salmoniformes, Salmonidae. The coding region runs from base 249 to 3173 and encodes 974 amino acids.
UUCAAACACCUGUCAGCUUGUCACAGAGAAAAUACUUUCCCUCGCUCCGUUCACACACACACACCUGUCAGUCUACACACCUGUCUUUACCUAUACUCUCACCUGCUCUCACUCUACCUGUGUGGGAUUCUCUGUCGUUUGGGAGAGCGUCUGUAUCCAGAGAAAGUAGGGAGCCAGUUAGAGGAAUCACAGGAACCAGAUUGGGAGCCAGUGGAAGAAUCACAGGAACCAGAUUACAACCACCUACUAUGUCAAAAGAGGGGGAAAGAGCAUCAGUGUUGAAGACCACUAAGGUUCGGACCAAGCUGAAGGGAGAUGGCAGCUGGAUGCAGAGACUCAGUGAACCUCAGUCUGAAACAGAGGAAGAGAAACCAUGGAUGGCAGAAGUCAGAGUGAAUCGACUGAAUGGAGCCCCUAUAGACACCAGCCCAGUGGCCUCUCCCACAUGCAAGACCCCUCCAUCCCCCACCAGACCUGCAGAAGAUGGAACACCAUCUCCAGGAUACCUUAUCAGAGGGAUUUUCACCAAGACAGACACCAAGCCUGCUGCCACCUCAUCUACAUUCAAUAGCUUGAGUGUGUCAACAUCCAGCUUCACCAAGAGGCCUUCAGAGAGCUACAAGAGAAUAGCUCCUCACACAGUGCGUCCCACCUCAAACCUCCCAGUUCAAACUGAGGACCAGCUUUCCCUAGAGGAGAAGGAGAAACGAGAGGAAGCAGCCAUGGAUGUGCUCAGGACUUCUUCAGCCAGACAACGCUCCUACGUUCUCUCAGCUGCCAAGAAAUACGAUUCUACAGAGAAACCACUAGAAACCUCCCUGACCCCAGAUGUUUCAUCUUUUGUGGCUAAAAGGGUGGUGAUCACAGACAAUGACGACUCUGUCUUCACUGAGACUCCCUCUGUCCCCAAAGAACCAGCUGCUCCAUCUGUGAAAGACGUCUCUCCUGUAUGUGUGAAUGCUGUCUCUCCUGUCUCUGUGAAAGCUGUCUCUCCUGUCUCUGUGAAAGACGUCUCUGCUGUCUCUGCGAAAGACGUUUCUACUGUCUCUGCGAAAGCUGUCUCUCCUGUCUCUGUGAAAGACGUCUCGUCUGUCUCUGUGAAAGCUGUCUCUACUGUCUCUGUGAAAGACGUCUCUCCUGUCUCUGUGAAAGACGUCUCUCCUGUCUCUGUGAAAGCUGUCUUUCCUGUCUCUGUGAAAGACGUCUCUCCUGUCUCUGUGAAAGCUGUCUCUCCUGUCUCUGUGAAAGACGUCUCUCCUGUCUCUGUGAAAGACGUCUCUCCUGUCUCUGUGAAAGACGUCUCUCCUGUCUCUGUGAAAGACGUCUCUCCUGUCUCUGUAAAAUACGUCUCUCCUGUCUCUGUGAAAGCUGUCUCUCCUGUCCCUGUGAAAGCUGUCUCUCCUGUCCCUGUGAAAGCUGUCUCUCCUGUCUUUGUGAAAGACGUCUCUCCUGUGUCUGUGAAAGCUGUCUCUCCUGUCUCUGUGAAAGCUGUCUUUCCUGUCUCUGUGAAAGACGUCUCUCCUGUGUCUGUGAAAGACGUCUCUCCUGUCUCUGUGAAAGCUGUCUCUCCUGUCUCUGUGAAAGACGUCUCUCUUGUCUCCUUGAAAGACGUCUCUCCUGUCUCUGUGAAAGACGUCUCUCCUGUGUCUGUGAAAGAUGUCUCUCCUGUCUCCUUGAAAGACGUCUCUCCUGUGUCUGUGAAAGACGUCUCUCCUGUCUCUGUGAAAGCUGUCUCUCCCGUCUCUGUGAAAGCUGUCUUUCCUGUCUCUGUGAAAGACGUCUCUCCUGUGUCUGUGAAAGACGUCUCUCCUGUCUCUGUGAAAGAUGUCUCUCCUGUCUCCUUGAAAGACGUCUCUCCUGUCUCUGUGAAAGAUGUCUCUCCUGUAUGUAUGAAAGCUGUCUCUCCUGUCUCUGUGAAAGUUGUCUCUCCUGUCUCUUUGAAAGACGUCUCUCCUGUUUCUGUGAAAGUUGUCUCUCCUGUCUCUGUGAAAGACGUCUCUCCUAUAUCUGUGAAAGACGUCCUCCUUCCAGCCCCCGUCAUAGUUGACACCCCAGCAGUGAUUGGCCCUUCUGAGGGCAUGAAGCCAGGGUGUCCCAAAAUGGCUACUCCACUUCCUGAGUUGACAGUCGGGGUGAUGAAAAAACUGUCCCCAGAGAGGGGUGUCCCGUUGAGAGACAUCCCCCCAGUGUCCUCUGUAUUAGUGUCCCCUGUCCCAUGUAACCCAGUGAAGAAGAAUCCUGCCCCAGUGGACACACUGACAGCCCUGUCGGACACACUCAUCUCCUUCGACACAGGGUCAUCCAGUCUAGAACAGGAGUUGGUAAAACCCAUCCCUCCCAUCCCAGGAUCUUGGAGUCAGGAGCUUCUCAGUGGAUCAGACAGGCUCAGUUAUGCCGAGUCCGAGGAGGAAGAGGAGGAUCCGAGAGACGAGAAGCCACACAGAGAUAUUGAGGUAGUGUCCCCUGACAGUCCGACCCCAAGUACUGACUCCAGUGUGAAUGAAAAUGUGUUGGAGGCCCUUGAAGACGACUUUAUCCCCAUCAACACAAACACAACAAGACUGACGUGGAAGAGGUCAUGGGACGUCAACUCUAUCACUACCACAGACAAGAGUGAGGAGGAGGAGCCCGAGGAGCAGAAUCAACAGGUGUCCCUGGUUACGGUUCAGAAACAGUCAUCUAACAGUGAAUCACCAUGGGAUAGAUGGAGUGCACCAACUGUCUAUAAAGAGACAAGAGACCCAGAGCCUUCAAUGGACCGUUCUAGCUCCUACUCCAGGACCUUGGACAGUUCUGCCAACCAGAGACCCACGUCACCAGACACCGAGUCCAAGAAGGGUUUUGUGUAUCUGAAGGAGUACGUUAACGCUACAGACCUAACCAAGCACAACACCAGAGACAACGUUUCUGACUAUGUAACGUCUAGUUCUACCAGCUAUUCCCACAGCAGCCCCUCCUCUUACACCAGGACUACCACGACGUCUGCCUGUACGUACUGUGGAGAGCAGGUGGGCAACGAUGCCAAGAUCACCAUCGAGCACCUCAACAUCUCCUGCCACCCGGCCUGCUUCAAGUGUGGUGUUUGCAGUAAGCCAAUGGGAGACUUUCUGUACAACAUGUUCCUGCACAAAGGGACAGUCCACUGUGAGAGCUGCUACACCAACGUCUUGUAGAUUGCUUCUUCCCCUUGUCUCCUCGUCUCUUUUCCUUAAAAUGGCCACAGAGGUGACAAGACUAGAUGGCUGAUAUAACUGCUCUCUCCUAUCAAGACCUGUCGUCUGCUAACAGACAGGGGACACUGCACCUUUAAUUUGACAGGAAUUUCCAUGUGUCACAUUUUGUUUUCAGACCUUUGUAUGGGUCAUACUGAAUUGAAUGAGGUUAACACUGAAAUACUAUGGCAGUUAUUCUAUGGUUUAGGGUUGGUAAAGAUAAUAAUAUGAUCAUAUUACUGAUAUAGUUGAAUCUUCCGUCCGUUUCAAUGGCCACUUUUUUUGUUGCCUUUUUCUCCUUUAAAGGCCCAGUGCAGUCAAAAAACAUGAUUUCCUGUGUUUUAUAUUUCCACAGUAUGAGGUUGGAAAAAUACUGUGAAAUUGUGAAAAUUAUGAUAAUUCCCUUUUAGUGUAAGAGCUGUUUGAAAAGACCACCUGAAAUUUCAGCCUGUUUUGGUGGGAUGGAGUUUAGGACUGUCUGGUGACAUCACCAGGCAGUAUAUGUUAAUAGACCAAUAACAAAUAGAGUUUCAAACCUCUCUGCGAAUAACAGCUAGUUUUCAUGUUAGAUAUCCCUCCCAUUAGGCUCGUCCAGUUAGGACUCAGACCACUCCCAGACAGUCCUAGCUAAAUUCUUGCUUGAGAAAUUGCUCUUUGCUAAGAAGCAAUUUUUUAUUUUUAUUUUAGACCAUUUUAAUUGAAAACAAUCACAGUAAGAUACUUAAAUUGUUACCCAGAAAUGGUUUGACAUUGAGAUAUAUACGGCUGCAUUGUACCUUUAAUGUUGUAACUUGGUGAACGUAUUGUGAAAUAUGAAGAUACUGUAUGUAAAAGCCUCUAAAUAUUAUUAUGAC